This is a messenger RNA of Triticum dicoccoides, 1824 nucleotides long. RefSeq lists its product as uncharacterized. Lineage: Eukaryota; Viridiplantae; Streptophyta; Magnoliopsida; Poales; Poaceae. The transcript has 3 exons. Bases 56 to 1354 code for a protein of 432 amino acids. The record is from RefSeq and is a predicted model, not a curated record.
UCGCUGGAACCAGUCCACGGCAGUCCUCCCGUGAAUCCACCCCGCCGCACGCAGAAUGCUCCGCCGCCUCUCCAGCGCCGCCGCGGGCGGGCUCCGCCGCUCCCUCUCCUCGUCCCCGGCCGCCUCGCGGCCCCCGUGGGCCCUCAUCCAGCUCACCAACGUCGACAAGUCGGGGGCGCCGGCGCCGGGCGCGACCCUGCACCUCGACGCGCCCCCGUUCGUCACCGGCCUCACCGUCCCCGCCCACUUCAUCCACCCGCGCCCCCUCCCUGACCCCGCCACCGGCGUGUUCGGCUCCGUCCCGGGCCACGUCGCCGCCGUCAGCAGCGACGGCCUCCUCCUCGUGCGCUUCUGGGAGUCCCGCUUCCAGUUCGACGUCCCCGCCACCGGCGAGUCGAUGCUCUGCGCGAUCCGCGACAUGUCCUUCUUCACCGGCAUGGACAUCAACCCGGAGGUCACGCGCUUCGUCUGCAACCCGCUCAGCGGCGAGCUCUACCGCCUCCCGGACCUCGACGGCACCAAGAGGACCACCAUGUACCAGCACCUCGGCCUCCUCACUCAGUCCCAAGGCGGGCACGGACCGCCUGACAGGUAUGCCGUAGCCGAGAUGUUUACCAUCGGCGGCAGGGAGGAUGAGGAGAGCUUCGUCUUGCGGCGGUUUCUCUCGGAGACGGGGAAGUGGGAAAAAUUGCUGGGCUUGCCGUCCCCAUUGCCUGCCGGUCGGCGGAUGCACAUCGACAGCGCCGUGGUGCCCUUCGGCGACCGCUUGUGGUGGAUCGACGAGAGCUGGGGCGCCAUCUCGGUGGACCCGCUCAGCGAGAGGCCGGAGCUCCGGUUCAUCCCGCUGCCCAGAGGGAGCGUGCUGCCUGACCUCGAAGGUGUGGUGUUCAUGAGGAAACUUCAGCGCUACCGACGUAUGGGGGAAAGUGAGGGGAAGAUGCGCUACAUCGAGGUGUCCAAAAAGAAGCCCUACGUGGUCAGCUCCUUCUCCCUCGACGACGGUGGCAGCUCCUGGACGCUGGACCACGAGGUGGCGUUCACCACAAUUUGGGAUGAUGAACCCUUGAAGGAGAUGCCGGCGAUUGGCGCAAUUGACCCACUCAACAGCCAUGUUGUGUACCUUGUGUGCGGCAACCAGCUUCUUGGCGUGGACAUGGAGAAGGAGAAGAUAACAGGGAGCUCUCGUCUAGCUAUACCCAGUGUCCCCAUCCUACCAUGUGUCCUCCCGACGUGGCUGGAAUCAAGCCAGAUUCCCUCUGCAGAUUGGAGCAAGAAGACCGCUGUCAAAGAGGAGACAUCGCCUGACAUGGUCAAAAAGGAGACUUUGUGUGUAGAAGUAGAGCUGAUGAAGUGAAGUGUACCAGCUAAUUCCUAUCUUGGUAUCUCUAAAUUCUCAGAUCAGAGUUGUUUUGGAGGCGUAGGGUGGUAGUUUCCUGACAUCUCAUUUUGGGGACUGCUGUGAGACUCGUGUUUACAACUUGCUCAACCACACUUUGGGCAAAAUCUGAUGGAUGUCUUGCAUAUUUUUGGCUUUGUUUUACAUGGCUCAAUGUUAUGUCCUUUUAACUUUGGAUGCAUCAGUAUCUUUUAGAGGGUGAAGUUGGGACUACGAGUGCCUUGCCUUAGACUGUUCUGGGAUCUUGUUAUCAUCAGCUAUUACAUGUAUGCCAUUACGGAAUCUGGAGUUGAGCUUAAUCCUUGGCAUUGUAAUGUUGAGAGGAACCUGUAAACUGGAGGGGUUUAAGCUGCUUCAAGUGCUGUUGUCUUGCUGAUCUUGGAGACUUGGAACCCUGGCGUGCUAUGCAAUGGAUAACUCACUGCUCU